This is a messenger RNA of Prinia subflava (tawny-flanked prinia), 570 nucleotides long. It is a transcript of the gene SPINK4, whose product is annotated as serine peptidase inhibitor Kazal type 4. Gene Ontology annotation, molecular function: protein binding; serine-type endopeptidase inhibitor activity. The record is from RefSeq and is a predicted model, not a curated record. The transcript has 4 exons. Lineage: Eukaryota; Metazoa; Chordata; Aves; Passeriformes; Cisticolidae. The coding region runs from base 204 to 458 and encodes 84 amino acids.
AGCUGACAAGGAGGAAGCUUCAGGGGAGAGCUUAUCUUAUGUGUGAGAGUGCCUAAGUGAUCCCGUAGGGUGUACAGUGCAGGUGCUGCCAGCCGUAACAAAACACUGUUUUUCCCAGUGUUCUUGAGAUAAGGCUGUGCCCUCUCCUAUAAAAGCAGCCAUGAGCAGAGAGAGGUGCAUAAGCAGGUCUGCCUGAAUUGACCAUGGCUGGGAGAGAGCUGCUGCUGCUGCUGGUGACUCUUGUUGCUGCCGGAGGGGCAGAGCUGGAUGAAGGCAGUGGCGUGAGAAGGCCGGUGUGUCAAGACCUGGCGCACCUGCAGGCCUGCCCCCUCCUGUACUUGCCCAUCUGUGGGACCGAUGGGAAUACCUAUGCCAAUGAAUGCCAGCUCUGUGUGGAAAAAAUGAAAACCAGGCAAGACAUCCGGAUUUUGAAAGAUGGGGAGUGCCAAGAUGCCUGAGCUUUCUGAUAGCUUUUCUGAGCCUAAAAACAGGUGAUUAAUUGAUCCUGUGUGCUGUGUGCCAAUUGCACACUUAAGCUAGCUGUGGUGAAUAAUAAAAUGACAUGCACAA